Ceratitis capitata (Mediterranean fruit fly) is the source of this 522-nucleotide messenger RNA. RefSeq lists its product as uncharacterized. Bases 220 to 522 code for a protein of 100 amino acids. The transcript is spliced from 3 exons. The record is from RefSeq and is a predicted model, not a curated record. NCBI's taxonomy places the organism in Eukaryota, Metazoa, Arthropoda, Insecta, Diptera, Tephritidae.
GGAAAAUUUUUGCGGUUACAACAACAACAAUACAACUGUCCAAUGAUUUUCAAAGCAAAUAAGUAAUAUGACCGUAAAAGUAUUCUGUAGCUUACUUUGAAGCCAUGCGGAGGCACUGAGGAAAGACGUUGUCGGCGAGUCGACUAAAAUACCUCUGAAGGCCUCACAAUUAAGUUUGAAAAAUGGCAAAAUACAACUCUACACUUUUGUAACCACAAAAUGGAAAUCCCUAUCCACAUCUUCAUAGCUAGUUUGGAGCGAAAUGUAAUGGAUUGUGUGACAAUAAGCAAGGGAAACAUGGCAAAUGCUGAAGAACCUGCAAACGUGAUUUAUAUAUUUGGCAUGGAUUAUUGUGUUUUUCAAUACCUCGGACCUCUUAAGUACAGCCAGAGAGAAAACCAUCAGUUUUUAGUUGAAGCCCUCAUGACUACUGCCUUAAACUUGAGCCACCUCAAUUCUUCCUUGAACAGCUGCCACGACGAUAUAUUUUUGCAAGGUCACUUUGUGGCUCAUAACUGCUAA